CACGCGUUACUCGCACACGACGGGAGUGUGGCGGCAUCCGUUUGUCCGUCGUCGUCGUCGUCGUCGUCGUUGUUGUUCGCUUCGCUUCGUGUUGGCUCACGCCGCCGCUUCUCCGAAACAUCCACACGACGCUCUCCGGUGUGAAACAUCUCUCGCUCUCGUGUACGCCGUUGGCGACAUUGUUACCGUCAUCGUGUAUACGCGCGCGCUGGGAUACGUCACGUUUUACGGUGUUCUCUCCGUAAAGACGGCCUCCCCGACAGUCCCUACCUACCUACCUACUACUACCUACCUAUUCCAUGUGGCAACGGUAGGGCGACGGAGGGGAGGGGGCGGGCCCUUCGGGAAAGCGAGCCGGGAAGACAAACUAGUCGUUAGUCGUACGCAGAUAGGCGAGCUGUCGAGUCGUGUGUUUUCGACUUCGAUUGGUUAUUCGGUUGUGCGCGCCUCACUCCAAACGGAGGAGUUUUGUUAGUUCGCUUUUUCGUUGGUGUGCCUCAAUUCAAGUUCCCAAUAAUCUUCAAGAGUCACGCGGUAUGCGUGGUCGCAACGAUCUCCCCGUUCCGUGCGCGUACACAAUUACACGGAUUAGGUCAAAGUAACCUCGCGCCUCUCGUACUGUUGUACAAUUUACAUACCGUGUGUGCGUGCGUGCGUGCGUGCGUGCGUGCGUGUAUGUGUGUGGGACAGAGAGGCAUCGGUAAUCGCGUCGUCGCGCGUGUUUUCAGUUCAUUCUGUCGGUGAUAUGUGGUGCGACGCGUGAUCGCCGUUUCUCUCUCACCUGAGUGUGUUGUACGAGGGACGUAAAUUGGCGCAUUUAACGCGCAAUUCUGCAUUCGCCCCGGCGAUAAAAAGGAUUUGGAUUACAGUGUGAGGAACAAGAAAGAGAGAAAGAGAGAGAGAGAGAGAGAGAGAGAGAAAGAAGAACGUUGGAUCGUACGAAUACAAGGGCGCUCUCGAUGUUGUAAUUAAGUGUGUUACAUUGAUUGCUCCAGUUUUUUUUUUUUUUUUUUUUUUGUUUUUUUCGAUCGAAAGUGGCAAACAUCUCGCACGGAUAUCGACAAUUAUCGCUACCAUGUUUCGGACGUAGCCCCGUCGACGCUUCCGGCAAAAGUUCACGCAUACAACACGCCUGUGCGCAUACGUUGUCGAGUGGUGCGCGAUGGUUUUUCUCGCCGUACGUGUGUAAAAUACACCGGGCGAGAAAAAAAAAGGAACGUAACUUGGUGAUGUAUUGUGCCGCGAAAAAAAACGGAGUCGUCAAAGAUUACAAUAACAUGUGCGUUCUCUCUCCUCCUCCUCUUCCUCCCCCGUGUGUAUAACCGGGAAAAGUUGUUGCUUCUCUCUAUCAUCCUAAAUUGUGUCAAUCGCGCGCGCGGGCCCGUCUUUGUUGUCAUCGCACGUCGACUGGUGCACCAGGUUUCGGUGAACACAAACUGGCGCGCGCUGUUGCCAGUUUCGCAGCGCGCCAGUGAGAUCUGUGGACUUGAGAGCAUUCCCCGUGUGCUUUAAACGGAUCGAGAGAGUCGCGACAACUUGUGUGUAUGUGUGCGUGUGUGUGUGCGUGUAUGUUGUCGCGAACGUGACAAAACACCACCGCGCGAGUAUAUAUUCGGUAUAUAUUAUUUAAUACUCGAUAGAUCGUUCGCGACACAUCGUUUCCGACGUCGCGAAAAAGUAAAUACUCCUCUUCCACGGCCCCCUCCCCGGCGAGAAAAAUGUCCCCCGCAAAGAAAUCGAAAAGAUAUUUGCGAGAGAAAAAUUGAGAGAAACGAAAAAUCAAAUGCCGUGGUCGCUACAGCCGCAGCAUCCGAGAGAAUAGUCGGUUCCGUAUAUGUGUCGAUACGCGAACACGUCCGUCCAUCGUGGGGUGCUUCUCGCGCAAGGGUGAUAUGUUAUUGGAGAUGGAGCAACAUUCGGGCUUGAUGUCUUUGAACAUGUCACCGUUCCACUUGAGUCCGCAAGGCAGCCCGCCGCAACCCGCCGGUCAGCAACCACCCCAACAGCAACCGCAUUACGCCUCGUCGCCUUAUGGCAAUUGCGCGCAGAGCUCGCCAUCGGCUAUGUGCCACCAACCGCGACCUCAGUCGCAACAGCAGCAGCAGCAACAGCAACAGCAGCAGCAACAACAACAACAACAGCAACAACAACAAAUGUCCGUUCACGGACAAACCGCACAGGGCGGUAUGUCCGCCUUCGAGAACACUUUCUUCGAUUCCACCGUUUCCCUGGAAGACCACCGAUGUCCCAUGUGCGGUCAUAAAUUUGUGGCGAGUUAUCAGUACGAACUGAUCACAUGUGAGAACUGUAAAGGAUUCUUCAAGCGCAACAACUCGCCGCUCGGUAAUAAAAAGAGCUACACGUGUCUUUUCUCCCCUACGGGGGGUGGAAGCGGCGGCGGUAGUGGUGGUGGCGGUGGUAGUGGUGGUGGAGGCGGCAGCGGUGGUGGUGGUGGUGGUGGCAACGGUGGUGGCGGCGGCGGCGGCGGCGGCGGCGGCGGCAAUAACGGUGGAUCCUCAGCGCUUGAGAUUUGCUCCAACAAAAAGGUGUACACGUGUUUGUUCCCGCCAACAGGAGGAGCAGGAAGCGGUAACGGCGCCUGCGGUGGCUCGUCCACUGGUAUGGAAGGUAACAGCGGAGGCGGUUACACCGGCAACAACGGCGGAGCCGCCGGUACUGCCAGCAAUGGUGGUCCAGGCGCGAAUAACGCCGGUGUCGGCGGUGGAGGCGGUGGCGGCGGGCCCGGCACCGCAACAGGAAGCGGCAACGUCGCCGGCGCGGUUCCGGCCGGCGGCGGUGCACUUUGCCAUCCCGGACUGGGCCAGGUUGGCGUCGUGACCGGGUCUAUACCUUGUCCGUCCGAUUUCCCGGACACCAAGGACAUCGUCAUCGAGGAGUUGUGUCCGGUUUGCGGCGACAAAGUGUCCGGCUAUCACUACGGUUUACUCACGUGCGAGUCCUGCAAGGGGUUUUUCAAGCGCACCGUCCAGAACAAGAAGGUCUACACGUGCGUCGCCGAGAAGUCCUGCCAUAUUGACAAAACGCAGCGAAAACGGUGUCCUUACUGCCGCUUCCAGAAAUGUCUCAACGUUGGCAUGAAGCUUGAGGCUGUGCGAGCGGAUAGGAUGCGAGGCGGUAGGAACAAAUUCGGACCCAUGUACAAGAGGGACAGAGCGCGGAAGUUGCAGCUCAUGCGUCAAAGGCAACUGGCGAUUCAAACGAUACGCGGUAGCCUCGGUGGCGAUCCAUCCAGCUACACGUCCGCGGUGUCGCCGUUGCUGCACAUCAAACAGGAAAUACAAAUACCUCAGGUCUCGAGUCUGACCUCAUCGCCUGACUCGAGUCCGUCCCCCGCGACUGUGGCCGCUGGUCUGGUUACGACGCAAGCGGGCAGCGGAGCCGGUCAGCAUCAGCUGAUCGCGCCGUCCACUCAGCCAAACCUCGGUGCCAGCGGUGGCAAUCACCUGCACAACCUCAACUCCGCCCUGGACAGCAAGCUCUGGGCUGCCAACUCCACGACCCCCGGCACGAAGACCUUCAACUUCGGCGAGCAGUCCGCGCCGCCCCACGGCGCCAGUACCGUCGGUUACGGCUCCAACCCCGCUGCCUCUCUGAAAAAUAGUCAGAUGAUAAGGGACUUCCUAGCGUCGAUCGACGAUCGCGAGUGGCAGACGUCUCUCUUCGGACUCUUGCAAAACCAAACGUACAAUCAGUGUGAAGUGGACUUGUUCGAAUUAAUGUGCAAAGUGCUCGACCAGAAUUUAUUCUCACAAGUGGAUUGGGCUAGAAAUUCUACGUUCUUCAAGGAUCUCAAGGUUGACGAUCAAAUGAAGCUGUUGCAACAUUCUUGGUCGGAUAUGUUGGUGCUGGAUCACCUUCAUCAAAGGUUACACAAUAAUCUACCCGAUGAGACGACACUUCACAAUGGCCAAAAGUUUGAUCUCCUUUGCCUCGGCCUACUCGGAGUUCCUACCUUGGCCGAUCUCUUUAACGAUCUAUCCAAGAAACUUCAGGAACUAAAAUUCGACAACACCGAUUACAUAUGCAUGAAAUUUCUAAUGCUACUGAAUCACGAUGUUCGCGGAUUAGUGAACAAGAAGCAUGUGCAAGAGGGUCAUGAGCGCGUGCAACAGACGCUUAUGGAGUACACGCUAACUUGUUAUCCGUCUGUACCAGAUAAAUUCAACAAGCUGUUAGCAGUAUUACCAGACAUCCAUGAGGUGGCGACGAGGGGAGAAGAACACCUUUAUCAGAAGCAUUGUAACGGGAGCGCACCGACGCAAACACUUCUAAUGGAGAUGCUUCACGCCAAGAGAAAAUGAAACGACCGUUCUUUCCUGGUAAUUUAUGCCAUCGAAUACAUUUCGUUGCUAUAAAUAAAUAUAAGUGUAUAUGUGUAUCUUUCUCUCUCUCUCUCUCUCUCUCUUUCUCUCUCUCGAAAGUUGUGGUAGCGCCCCUAAUUUCUUGAGAAAGAGUGUGGACCUCAAAGUACCUAUUUAAAAGCUAAAAUGCUGCUAAGGUAUCGGACCAAGUUAAAGGGGGCUCUGGUUCAAGAAAUACCUGUGCAUACAAAUCAAGUACAUAGACGUACAUACUUUACAAUAUAUAUAUAUAUAAAUAUAUAUAUAGUAUAUGUAUUAUAAAAAAAUGUAUCUAAAUAUAUAAACACAUAUAUUUUCUAUAUUUGAUGUUGAAGUUUUAGAGUUGUAUCCAUGGAGAAAAUUACCCCUGUUGGUGGGUAUAUACACAAGCGCAGGGAAACAGUAAGCAAGAUGCCUUGAAAACAGUACAAAGGGUGGUUUAAAAAAAAAAAAAAAAAAUAUUGGUCAAAGGGCAGGGCAAUUGAAAUAAGUAAAGAUAUUUUUCUAAUACUUAGAUGCGAAUUUAUUUUUAAGCAUACCACUGAAGCCUUGCUCUCUCUCACACACAAACGAAAUACAAUUAUACCGUACUAAAAGAGAAUCGAAGUCUCUCUCUUCUCCAGAUCAAUCGUGCUUCUGGGAUUCAAUGGGCAUACUUGAAUGACAGUAACUUGCAUAUAAUAUACAUAUGUGUUUGUUGCACGGCCACCUGGGCAUCCUUAGUAUUUCCUAUUUAAAAAAGAAAUCUGCAUUUUUUGUCACACAUUUGCAUGCAGCAAAAGUACUAUGUAUUGUAAAUACUAGUUAACAUUCCAAUUAUGUUUGUAAAAAAAAAAAAAAACAAAUGUUAAAUAAUGUAAUUAAAUACAAUAAUUUGUGUAUAGUUGAAUAAUGAAAUGAAAUAAAUAUAUUUCUGUUAUUUGGAGAAAAAAUUAUUAGCUACUUAAUGUCUUCACUAAUUUUAAGGUGUUACGCAUAUAUUUCUCUUUAUUAUUUUUUAAAUAGGUGGCGGAAAAAAAAACAGGAAAACUACAAAUUGCGAUAUUUUACUAUUGUAUGUUGUACCAUAAUAAAGAUUCUGUGUUGUUUAAGAAAUAAAAAGAAUUAUUGGAGCAAGGUUUAUGUGGUCCUAUGUUGUUUAGCGAUUAAUUCUAAAUACAUAAAAAUAAAACCAACAUUAACCGUAUCACACAGUUGUUUUAAAUAGAGAAAUAUUUAGUAAAUGUUAAGCGAGAUAUAUAUAUAUAAAUAAAUAUAUAUAUAGCGAUCGAAAGUAGUAAUUUUUCACUAAUAGAUUAUAAUUAAUAUUAUUAUUAUUAUUAUUAUUAUUAUUAUUAUUAUUAUUAUUGUUUAGCCAAUAGUCAGAAAUUCUUCAGUGCUGUGAAGGUUGUCUUUUCGACGCCUGUGGUAUCAAAACAAAAAAAAAAAAAAAACAAGCCAUUGGGAAUUUAUAUUGUGUGUGUCAGAUGUAAAGCUUCUACGUGACAACAGAGACAGAAAUCUUUCCUCUGGUACUGCUAGAUUGGUAAUAUUACCCGUUGCAACUUCUCUUGUUUUUAAUCCACGUAUCAAACACGUACCUGCUGCAAAAAAAUAUGCUAUUUUACUACUUUCACUUUUUCCACCAAUUUUUCGUAAUAAUACAUUUAAACUAGGUGUAAAGUACUUGUUGUAUACAAGUGCGAAACCUCGACGUCGCAUUAGAUUAAGAGCCGAGUGUUAAAUCAAAUCAAGAAGAGCAGUAACGAGUAUUAUUACCGCGGAAGAGAAUAUUUUUUGUCAAAAAAAAAAAAAAAAAAAUAUCGUAAAUGUACUUAUCACGUGAGUAAAGAUUUGUGUCCACUGUCAAGUUCGACAUAUAUACAUAUAUAUACAUAUAUGUGUGUAUAUAUGUAUAUAUAUAUACUACAUGCCGAUAUAAAAUAUGCUGAUGUUCCCAAAUUUUCAAAUCGCGUCCGGUUCUUCAUGUUGAAUACAAUCGGGAGAAAAAAAAUAGCAGUUUUUAGAUUCAUCAUUGUUCACAUUUACUCGAGCGCGCCUCUUUGGAAAGAAAAAAAAACAGAUUUAUUUUUAUUUAACUCACGACACGAAUGACUACCUCUUCAUAUCUGUAUUAAGUUUUUAUAUACUUUUACAUUUUUAGUAACCACAUACCUCAGAAUAGACGCCCAGAUAGCAAUUAAAAAAAAAAUGGAAUGAAUGAAUGUAACAUGCAUAAAAACAGAUAUUUUUAAUUCGUGUAGUGUAUAUAAAUUAAAACACGUUAAGAAACACCUACGAUGUAAUACAAACUUAUUAAAAAAAGUAUCGUAUUCAUUGUAUAUCCAUGUUAUUAGCUCUUAGGUUUUAUUGUAUUUUCUGCAAAUUAGUUCAUAAUUGUGUCGUUUACCAUAUAUUAUUAGUUAAUGCUGUCACAGUUGGUAAAACAAAAAAAAAACAAAAAAAAAAAAAAGAAAACGAAACAAAUCGCUUGAAAUCACAAAGCUGUUUGGGACGAGUUUGCGCUAUCAUUUUAUUUAUUGUAAUCGUCUUUUAUUUCCGGGACUUGCGAACACGUCGGUCUGAUAAUUUUGGAACAAGUCGUAUAUAUACUAUAUAUUUAAAAUGCAAACACACACUAUUGUCACCUAUGAAUUCUAUGUUAAUAAGAAAAAAGCUUUUUCUAAAAGUGGUUCUAAAAUCAAUUUAUCAUUGUGUGUAUUUGGUAUACAGAGCGAGGCAUAAACAUGUGAUAUAUGAUAUGUGAUAUAUUAAUUCUCUGUAAAAAGUUGGCUUUCAAAGACAAAAGAUACUUUUGUUCUUUUUUUACAAAUUGGAACAAUUACGUACUUUUUUCGGAAUCGAUUCCGAUCGAAAAGUUUCCUCUGGGUUUUCCUCUGUUGUCGCAAAAAAAAAAACGACACAAUCGAAAAGCACAACUACUUCGAUCGAAAAACCGUAUUUCGAAAAUAAUUACAUAAUAGCCACUUUUUAAAACCACGAGAAAUAUAAAUGUUUUUGUUUUUCAACAAACAUAUUUGUGUUUAACUUUCGCGUUUGAAUCAUUUUUUGUCUAUCUCCGAAAAAUUCGUUCUUUGAAGUUUGUGUGUAAUAAUUGUGUCACAUAAAAUAUAAUAAGUUUAUAUUAUGUGUUUAAGCAAGUUUUACACUUCUUUAUUGGAACAGAAUUACACGGACAUAUCCUUAACUUGAGUAAAAAACGUGCAAACAAAAAAAAAAAAGUAAUUUUUUCUACAAAUCGACAUUAUUUCAUUCAUAUCUCACAUCUUUGAAUGCCUCAUUCUUUAUGCACGUCCAUCUUGAACAUGAAUGACGAUCGAUCAUCUGUUACGCGUUUAAUUAACAACACUAAUUAGAA
Pseudomyrmex gracilis is the source of this 7719-nucleotide messenger RNA. RefSeq names its product nuclear hormone receptor FTZ-F1 (gene ftz-f1). The coding region runs from base 1893 to 4322 and encodes 809 amino acids. The record is from RefSeq and is a predicted model, not a curated record. Lineage: Eukaryota; Metazoa; Arthropoda; Insecta; Hymenoptera; Formicidae. Gene Ontology annotation, cellular component: RNA polymerase II transcription regulator complex. The transcript has 5 exons. Gene Ontology annotation, biological process: hormone-mediated signaling pathway; regulation of transcription by RNA polymerase II; tissue development. Gene Ontology annotation, molecular function: zinc ion binding; RNA polymerase II cis-regulatory region sequence-specific DNA binding; nuclear receptor activity.